AUGGGUGAGGCGUCUCUGCAUGUUAUUUCUAUGGUUUUGAAACGGAUUUUUCUGGACGGACUUAUUAAUCUCGGGAAGGAACAACGAGCAAACUGGCUUCCAUCCUGCAAUUCGAACACCAGCCGGAUGUACAAAACCGUCCGAAGUGGGCCAUCAUGGUGCCCCUUGACCGAUCUCGAAUAUGCAGACGAUGUUGUUAUAUUGACGGAAAGCAGCGCAAAACUUCAACAUGUUGUCAACCUUGUAUCGAAGCUACCGGCAGCCUAUGGACUACGUCUACGCCCUGAUGAAUGCAAGCAGAUGUGGAUCUCUUUGAGAUCUCGAACGGAGAUUAGGGUGGAUGGAGUGCCGAUCGAAGUCGCCAAUGAGUUCUGUCAGGUGGGCUGCAUGCUUAAGAGCAACGGCGGCUACGCGAAAGAUAUUCGACAAAAAUGCGCUAAGGCCACUUCAGCACUUAACUCCCUAACAAAGUCUGUGGUCGACCCCUAUCACCAGCGAUAG
Molecule: messenger RNA, 501 nt
Organism: Necator americanus (New World hookworm)
Lineage: Eukaryota; Metazoa; Nematoda; Chromadorea; Rhabditida; Ancylostomatidae
Exons: 2
Coding region: 1-501 (166 amino acids)
Source: RefSeq, a predicted model, not a curated record